Dioscorea cayenensis subsp. rotundata (Guinea yam) is the source of this 568-nucleotide messenger RNA. RefSeq names its product NADH dehydrogenase [ubiquinone] 1 alpha subcomplex subunit 1. The record is from RefSeq and is a predicted model, not a curated record. Lineage: Eukaryota; Viridiplantae; Streptophyta; Magnoliopsida; Dioscoreales; Dioscoreaceae. The transcript is spliced from 3 exons. The coding region runs from base 107 to 307 and encodes 66 amino acids.
CAUUCGAGAUCCCUUUCGAUUGAUAAAAAUCGAACUUUUUCGCGAGCGAGAGAGACCUCUUCUUCCCCAAAAACCCUAGUUUUUGCUCUGAAGAAGAAGCUUUUCAAUGGGGAGAUUCCUCUUCUUGGAGGCCAUGCUUCCGCUGGGCAUCAUUGCUGGGUUCUUGUGCGUGAUGGGCAACACUCAGUAUUACAUCCACAAGGCCGUCCAUGGCCGCCCGAAGCACGUUGGGAAUGAUAUGUGGGAUGUGGCUAUGGAGCGGAGGGACAAAAAGAUCGUGGAGGAAUACUCCUCUGCUUCCAAUUGAAGUGUAGGUUGUGAUGUCAAUUGAGUGGGGGAAUAUCAGUCACAAAUAAUGUACUACUGAGAAACAAGAACAAUUUGCUUGAAGUUUCUGAUAUUGUCAUUCUUAUGAUGUGUUUUGCUUGUGGACUCCAAAAUUUGAAAUCAGGUUACAAAUCAAAUCCAGCUGUUUUAUGGUUGUUUAUUUGUGUCCAUACUUUCCAAAGCUUGAUGUUAAAUCUUAGCCAUAGUUGAAGUAUUUCAGGAAGAAAUCUUUCUUUGAAAA